CAAUUUCCCCAUGCAAAAAAACUAGUGGAAAGAGGAGAGAACCAUGAAAAUGGGUAUGGAGAAUUCAAAGUUCUUUCUCAUUCUCAUAGUAUUUGUGGCAUUUCUGGUGGGUUCUCAAGGUGUAGGUGACAAGGAAAAGAAAGGGGAGCUCUAUAAUGCUAAGGAUGGAGGGUAUGGAGGAGGGCCUGAUGGAGGGCAUGGAGGAGGGCCUGAUGGAGGGUAUGGAGGGGGGCAUGGAGGAGGGCCCGAUGGAGGGCAUGGAGGAGGGCCUGGAGGAGGGCCUGAUGGAGGGCAUGGAGGUGGGCCUGAUGGAGGAUAUGGUGGAGGGCCUGAUGGAGGAUAUGGAGGGGGGCCAUUUGGAGGAUAUGGAGGAGGUCCAUAUGGAGGAUAUGGGGGUCCAUUUGGUGGCUACGGAGGAGGCUUUCCAUUACUUGGGGGGCUUCCAUUACUUGGGGGUCUUCCUUUGCUUGGAGGGCUUCCACUUCUUGGGGGGCUUCCACUUCCUUUUGGAAGGCUUGGGGGGCUUCCACUUCCUUUUGGAAGGCAUGGGCGCGGAUUUGGUUCUGGCAUCCAGGGGACUAAAGGUAAUGGUGAGAAAGGAGCUUAUGGCGGGAAGGGAGACUUUCUUAACCCUAAAGGUAAUUAUGGCGGGAAAGGAGACUUUCCGAACCCUAGAGGAGAUUAUGGAGGAGAGGGAGGCAUCCCUAAUCCUAAAGGAGAUUAUGGCGGGAAGGAAGACAUUCCAUACCCUAAAGGAGAUCAUGGUGAGAAGGGAGACAUUCCAUACCCUAAAGGUGAUUACGGCCGGAAGGGAGGCUUUCCUAACCCGAAAAGCGAUUAUGGCGGGGGGAAGGGAGACAUUCCUAACCCUAAAGGAGAUUAUGGUGGGAAAGGAGACGUGCCUAAAGGUGAUGGUGGAGCUGGUGGUGGCCAGUAUCCAUAGCCAAACAGAUGUUGGUCAACUGAACUGAGGUGUAUUUUAACCAUAUAAAUAACUAGCCUAGUUUAACCAUAUAAAUAACUAGCCUAGCUCAAGAACUUUGGCCUCUUUGGGAUUGUUAGCUCAUCUAUAAGGCCACAGGACGUUGGUGCUUUACAUAUCUGUAAUGGGUUAGCUUUUUAAUAAAUUUGCCUCAGUUGUCUCCAGUC
Messenger RNA from Prunus dulcis (almond), 1149 nucleotides. RefSeq names its product keratin, type I cytoskeletal 9-like. The transcript has a single exon. The record is from RefSeq and is a predicted model, not a curated record. Bases 44 to 943 code for a protein of 299 amino acids. NCBI's taxonomy places the organism in Eukaryota, Viridiplantae, Streptophyta, Magnoliopsida, Rosales, Rosaceae.